Osmerus eperlanus (European smelt) is the source of this 3696-nucleotide messenger RNA. It is a transcript of the gene smarcd2, whose product is annotated as SWI/SNF related, matrix associated, actin dependent regulator of chromatin, subfamily d, member 2. Lineage: Eukaryota; Metazoa; Chordata; Actinopteri; Osmeriformes; Osmeridae. The coding region runs from base 379 to 1839 and encodes 486 amino acids. Gene Ontology annotation, molecular function: transcription coregulator activity. The record is from RefSeq and is a predicted model, not a curated record. The transcript has 14 exons. Gene Ontology annotation, biological process: regulation of transcription by RNA polymerase II. Gene Ontology annotation, cellular component: nucleus; SWI/SNF complex.
ACUAGGCGGUGCUAGUCAUAGCAGAGGUUGCACUGUAUUACGAAGAAAUUGAGUCGCGCUUACUACAUCACAAACAUGCACACAUAAUAAUCUAGCUAGAGUAAUUGUUUAUCAACUUCUUAUUAACGAAAUUUAAUAAAUUGCCCAGGCAUAUCCAACGAUUGGAGUGAACAACAUGUAGACCUACUCUCGCUACUUAUCACCACAACCUUUCGCAGUUUACGUAGAACUAAACAAACUGACUCGAUCUUGCUAACGUGUUAGCUAGCGUCAGCCAACGAACCAUCCCGGAAAUUACAUUUGCUAAAAGUUACAAGCUUCACUACAGCAACAGCAUUAGAUCGUAUAGUGUACUAGCUGGCAUCUAUUGGUCCUCUCAUGAACCCCAGUGUAAACUCGAUAAUCACCGGACAUAAGAAUGCUGCGAUAAGGAUGCCAACACUGAUCAACACAGGCUACCGAUCCUUCAACACUGCUUCGCAAUACAACCAGCGCCUUGGACUGACUCCCAGGAUAGCAAUGCGGUCCAUGGGGGGUCAUCAUCCUGGACCCUAUUUUGGUGGGAACAUGCCCUCACGCACUGGAAUGGGGCUCUCACCUGUAGACGUCUCCAGAAAGAGGUUUCUUCACCAGCAGCAACAACUUCACCAGCAAGUGGGACUUGCAGGCCCAAGGCAUGGUGGGAAAAGGCGCAAGAUGGCUGACAAGGUGCUUCCCCAAAGGAUCAGAGACCUUGUUCCUGAGUCCCAAGCCUACAUGGACCUUCUUGCCUUUGAGAGGAAGCUGGAUCAGACCAUCGCACGCAAGCGCAUGGAAAUUCAGGAAGCCAUCAAGAAGCCUAUAGCGCAAAAACGCAAAUUGAGGAUUUACAUAUCCAACACCUGUACUCCUGGCAAGCCAGAAGGUGAAGAAAUUGAUAAAGUUUCAUCCUGGGAACUAAGGAUGGAGGGCAAACUACUAGAGGAUACUGGAAAGCAAAAACGGAAGUUUUCAUCUUUUUUUAAAAGUCUGGUAAUUGAGCUUGACAAGGAGCUUUAUGGGCCAGACAACCACUUGGUAGAGUGGCACAGGAUGCCUACCACCCAGGAAACUGAUGGCUUCCAGGUGAAGAGACGUGGAGAUUCAAGUGUAAAAUGCACUUUACUACUCGUGCUUGAUCACCAGCCACCUCAAUAUAAACUGGACCCCAGGUUGGCCCGACUGUUAGGCAUCCACACUCAGACACGUGCCAGCAUCAUGCAGGCUCUGUGGCUCUACAUCAAGGUCAACCAGCUGCAGGACAGCCAGGAGAAGGAGUACAUUAACUGCAACCGCUACUUGAGACAGAUUUUUGUCUGUCCUCGUCUGAGAUUUACUGAGAUUCCCAUGAAGCUGGCUGGGCUACUGCAGCAUCCUGACCCCAUAAUCAUCCAUCAUGUCAUCAGUGUUGACCCUAAUGACCUCAAGAAGACUGCAUGCUAUGACAUUGAUGUGGAGGUGGACGACCCGCUCAAAGUUCAGAUGAACAGCUUCCUGUCCUCUGCAACUAAUCAGCAGGAGUUUGCUGCUCUUGAAAUGAAGAUCCAUGAAACCAUAGAGUCUAUCAACCAUCUGAAGACUCAGAGAGACUUCAUGUUGAGCUUCAGUAACAACCCCCAAGACUUCAUCCAGGAUUGGCUCAAGUCCCAAAGCCGGGACCUUAAGCUGAUGAUGGAUGUUGCAGGGAACCCAGAGGAGGAGAGGCGAACAGAAUUUUACCAGGCCCCGUGGGUUCCUGAGGCUGUGGGCAGAUACGUUAACGCAAAGGUGCAGCAAAGAAGACAAGAAUUGGAGCAGGUGCUGGGAAUACGGCUCACUUAAGCCUUCACAACCAUAGAUCUGCAUGUCAUCCACAGAACUGGAACUGGCUAGCAUCUUGCUCACAUCCUGACACACCAAAAGACACCAAUGUGUUAUAAUGGCUGAGAUGUAGGGUUCAAAUUUAAGCCUUCAUCGCACACAGUAUGUAACAUGAUAAAUUUGCAUCUGCUGUUUCUUUAUCUCAUUUUGUCUACUGUCCAUCUCCAAACCUAAAGUGUGUCCACAGCUGAUGGGCCAGCCAAACCCCUGCAUAGAUUUCACUAAGGGAAAUUGGGACAUCCCCAAUGCUGUUGGUACAAUGCAUCAAUAAAGAAGAGGCUGUGCCCUCAAUUAGUUUGACAUGCCCGAUCUGAAUUGGAAAAAAUCAUCAGGAAAAUAAAAAUAAUUAUCUUUCAUUAGCUUGAAAUUAACACCUAUCUAACAUACAACUUAAGUUUUUUCACAGCCAUCAGUCCAAUUUGGAUUAUUUUGAUCCUUUGCCAUUGUGCAGUCACCGGACUACCCAAUUUGUUCUAAGGCCUACCCAAAAAUGAAAAUAUGUCCGAAAAAUGAUGCACCGGGUGCACAUCGAAUAGUAAAUAAGUUAAAAAAAAUAUGAAAAGAUGCAUAUCCAUAUUUUUUUUGACCUAGCCAAAAAGAUUAUUCUGUCUACGCCCCUGGUUUAAUCAUAAAAUGUUGUUUAUUUUGUACAUUACAUUAGUUUUGAAUAGUCCUUUAGCCCAUUAGUUUUGUAGCAUUGUCCUUAAUAUUUUGCUUAAAUUGUUUGGAAACUUGUUUGAAACAUAAGCCUUGUAAGUUGUUUAAGUGAGUGACAUUUUGGAAGUGGUUAAGACAAUCUUUCAAACCAAUACCUACAUUCUGGUUGAUUGUUAAAAGUAGGUAUACUAGAAUCAGUUUUGGACAGGGCACACAGGAAAUCUAAAUUCUGUAAGGAAACCAGACCAUGUGCCUACUGUUUAAGAGUAUGUUUUAUAUUUACCCCUUGAAUGUUGUAUUGAUGUCGGUUUGAUGUUUGUGUUGUUCACUGUCUGUAUGCCAUAUAAGGGUGUACUUAAAAAAGGAAUACAUUUAAUUUAGAAUGGCUUAACGACACCACACAGGUUUAAUAACCAGUGUUGGCAUAGUCAAUCUCCCAUAACUUGAUGAAAAUGUAUUAUUUGUUCAAGUAUUGUGACCAACACAACUUUAUUUACAUGUUUAGCAGAGUAAUCCUUUGUUGUUGAUCUUGAAAUGGUGUAACUGUCAGUUUUUUGUUAAAUGCAUGCGUGUUUUUUAUUCAUUCACAAACAUUGACUGUCCUGCUUGCUGAACUGGGAAGAGUGUGGCGUGAAGUUGCAUACAAUUUCUGGGUGCUUUUUCGGGGGGAUAAUCACCACAAAGAGUUGAACUAGUGAAAUGAUUAUCAUUAAAUUAUAAUUUGUUAUUGCUGAAACAUGAAUUCAUACCAUAGUAGGCUACUUAAUAAAGCAGAAAGUGGUUGUAUUAAAUUAUCAUUUUGUCAGAUACAUUUUUAUAAUCAAAAAAACUUACUGGAUUAAGAUCUCCAAAUGCUCAGUAACAUUCCAAGUAAAAAUUUCGGCCAGUGCCAAAAUUGUUGCCUUGACAGUGUUGGUGCUUAUGUCACAGGAAAUUUCUCACCAAAAAACUUUUAAUAUAUUUUGCUUGUUUUAUAUUUUUAAUCAAAGGCUUUCAUAUUUUAUCAAUUUGUAAACUUGGUACAUUUUGAAAAUUAAACCUACUUUAAAAGCAUUGUUCUUGCUUUUGUGUUCUUAGAAACUAACUUUUGUACAAUUAAUAUCUUAUUAAUACCAAUAUUUAUCUAUUAUGAUGAAAAUAUAUCUGACUAAAGGCUAUGGA